AUGCUCGGCAUAAAAUCGCGACUAUUUCUAUUCCUUCUGAUCUUCUCCGUUUCCGAAAUCCAAUGUCAAAAAGUCGUUGUGAAUGCGGCUGUCUACAAUAAAAAUUGUGAAGUGUUUUGUGAAGCGGUGAAAAUCGAGAAUAACACGAAAUGGAAAAAAUGCGCGAAUUCUAGUGAUUGUGAAACAAAAGAAGAAUAUUGUGAACUUGGAUCUGAACCACUUGGAAAUGGCAAACUCAAAUUUUUGAAUGAAAAAUUCUGUUUUCCAACGAUUCCUCUUUAUUAUGAAAAGACUUUGAUGCGGUGUACAAUUGAUGAUGAUUGUUCUGCAGAUGGAAAUUAUUGUGAUCAAAAUGUUGAGAAAAAAGUGGCUUUUUGUGCAACACGUGAGUUGAGGAAGAGCUUCUUUUCAUGAAAACCGAAAAUUUGUUCUUUUUCAGCCAUCAAAUCUUGCAAAAACGGUCCAAGUUUAACAAAACGCCCGUGUUUGGAUGAUUGGGAUUGUCAAAAAACGCACAAAAAUUCGAAAUGCCUCGAAAUCGAUGAUGGUCGAAAAACGUGUUGCAUCAAUCCCGAGGAACUCGCCAAAUCCAAUUGUUCCAGCGGAUUUCCGACAUAUCCAUUUCAAUAUUGCGAUUCUUCUUCGAAUCCCUGUGCCUAUGCGGGAGAAAGCUCGCUGAAAAAAUGGUGCGAUUUUGAUUCCAAGAUUUGUUGUGAGACCGAGAAUCAUUAUUAUGAUGAUUUGAAGGGAAAGACGGAGAUGAUUUAUUGUCCGGACCAUCGAACUGUUUUGUCGGCACAGCCGGGUUGUGGAAAUGGAGAGGAUUGUGAGAUUGGUGGGAAUUGCUGGAAGGGAAGAUGUUGUCCGGAUUGUGAGGGUUAGUUUUCUGGAGGUGGAGGUUCACGGCUGAUUCAAGAACGAAAAAAUGUUUAAAAAAUAUUUGAAAAGUCAAAAAAUGACGAAAAAUAUUAGUUUUUCGAAUUUUUAGUCAAAAAUUAUGACAAAUCAAGAUUCUCGAGUGAUUUCUAGUGAAAAUUGACCUUGGAAUUCACUUUUCAGAAGUUUUUUGCAUCAUUUUUCGUUUAAAAAUUUCAAUUUUUGAUGAAUUUAAAAUUAGGUAAAAUAUGGUUCUCGCAGCUUAUUUUCAUCAAAAAUCUCGAUUUGUCAUUAUUUUUGACAGAAAUCUUGAAAGUCUGAUAAAAAUAAGCUUCGAGAACCCUAUUUCACCUCAUUUUAUGAAUUUUUUCGAAAUUCAUCAAAAUUUGAAAUUGUUUAACGAAAAAUCAUUCAAAAAACUACUUAAAAGUGAAUUCCAAGGUCAAUUUUUAUCAGAAAUCACUCCAGAAGCUCGCCCUGGCUGGCUAGAGUAGAAUUUUGAAAAAAUCUGAAUUUCAGAGUUUUUCGAGGUCGAAAAGGGAAAAAUUCACAGUUUUCAUACUUAAAAAAGUUAGCGUUUUUGUUUCGAAAACCAUAAUGUUUUCUUUUCAGUGAACAAACUAGACAUCAAGAUGAAAUUCGAAGAUCUGCCAGAUAAAUCAUUUAUGACAGAAUCUCCUUGCAAAUUCGAACAAGAAAGCACACGUUUGUGGUGGUGGACAUAUUGUGAUCAAAAGCAGCUGAAAAUUGUGCAACUCGGAAAAUUGAACAUUUUCGGUGAGCCGAUCGAGUUGGGAAAUUCGACGAAUUGCAAAAAAUCGACUGAUUGUGACACGAUUUAUCAGGAAAAUAUGGUUUGUAUUUCGGCGGGCGAGCACAAAUCGUAUUGUGUUAUAAUGCCGGUUAGUUUUUAAAUGGCGAAGAUUCCGUGAAAAAAAAAUAAAUAAAUAAAUAAGAAACAAAAAAACGUGCGAGCGUUGCAAACACACAUGCCCCACAUUGCAAAAGGGGCGUGGCUUUGCGAAUUUUUUUCGUUUUCGAAAAUCAGUUUUUUUUCAAAAAAAAAAUCCGAAUUUCAGACGCUGGAAAAUGUCAACGCCCUCAAUGUCACUCACUUUCGCUCAGCCCAACAUCGAAUGUCAGUAUACAUCCAAUAUGUAGUCUAUAUUGGACUUGUUGGAUGUUGUAUUCUAGUUGUCGUUUGUAUUGCUGAUUGGUGUUAUCGAAAAUCGCGAAGAAGAUUGAGGGUUUAG
Messenger RNA from Caenorhabditis angaria, 2129 nucleotides. The record is from the annotation of a GenBank genome assembly. NCBI's taxonomy places the organism in Eukaryota, Metazoa, Nematoda, Chromadorea, Rhabditida, Rhabditidae.